GCUGUUUUGGGUGUUGAAUUGUGAACAUUUUUCCUGGUUUUUUGUGGAUCCCCUUUUGAUAGUUGAUACUUUCCAGGUCCUACUUCAGUUGAACCAAAAGUUUCUCAAUUUUUUCUUCAUAGUUUGACAUUUGAUGUGGGCAUUGAAUUCAUGAAUAAAUAUCUUCUUUAACUUUUCCAUGAUUCGCAGAUCUAUCUUUGAGGAAAUUAACAAACACAGUGAACUGAUGGAUGUCUCGUCUGGGAAAUGGUUGACAGAACUGGGAAUGGAGGAUCCCACCUUCAUACAUCAAUACCAUAUGCUGCCUUUUGAUAACUCAUUCGAUGGGUUCAAUUUUGACUCUUUUUCUUCUGAGAGCAACUCGUCUUACCCAUCUUUCAGUCCCGAAACCACACCCAACUUUUGCGGUUCAACUUUUCAGAUGGGUGUAGAGAGGCAAGCUAAGCAGUUCAAGACCAAUAGUUGGAAAUCCUGCACCGCCAAACCCAUAACCUCCAGAGCAUCUUCGUCUUCCACCGUCCAACUAAUUUCUUUUGGGAACUCGAAUUUACCACCACCAACUGAUACCCAGAAGUUCCAUGGAUACCCAGACAACAAGGUGAAGCCUAAGGAUGAGGAUGGAUCUGACAGAAAUACGAAAUUUGCAUCUUUGAUUUCUGAGGGCUCAUAUGAGAACCAAAACUAUUCACCAAAAUCUGGCGACAGAACCAAGAGGGUUAGUUCAACUAGUAGGACUAACAAUCACGAUCAUGUAAUAGCAGAGAGAAAGCGCCGAGGAAAGCUCACCCAGCGGUUCAUAGCUCUUUCAGCCCUUGUUCCAGGCCUAAGAAAGAUGGACAAGAUUUCUGUCCUUGGAGAUGCUGCCAAGUAUUUGAAACAGCUUCAAGAACGUGUGCAGAAGCUCGAGGAACAGACGGCAACAAAAACCAUGGAAUCAGUGGUCUUUGUGAAGAAAUCUCAGCUCUGCGAUGAUGACCUCUCUUCAUCUGAUCAGAACUCUGAUAGCUGCUCCAACCAAACACUCUUAGAAAUUGAAGCAAGGGUCUCAAACAAGGAUGUACUCAUUAGAAUCCACUGCGAGAGACAAAAGGGAUUUACUGCAAAAAUACUUGAUGAAAUCGAGAAGCUCCAUCUAACAGUUGUCCAUAGCAGUAGCCUGCCAUUUGGGGAUUACAUUAUGGUUACUACUGUUGUUGCUCGGAUGGAAGACAAAUUUUGCAUGACCGUGAAGGACCUCGUCAGAAACCUCCGAUUGGCUUUUUCUACGCUUCAUGUGAACUGAAGAACCAGAUCAUUUUUUAAUUAGCAUUGCCGUCUAUUUUUUUCUUUUUUUCUUUUUGUCCUUUGGGUAUAACCUGUAGUUAAUGUUUCGUCUUCUCACCUCGUGACAGAAGUAAAUGCCUGUAAAAAAGAUAUCUUCACCUUACACCACCGGCGAUCACCAUGGCUCUCUGGCUGCUGAGGUUCAGUUUAGCGGUCGGGUUGUUUUUUGUGGUGUUUUUCCUGUUUGACCGGGUUCAAUUACCCCACGUGCUGCUAAAAAACUAAAAGAAAAAAAAAAGAGCAGCUUUUUUGGAGGGUAUCUUUGUUUGAGCGGUUUCACGCCUCAAUCGGCACCUCUUUCUUGCUUCUUUCCCGUUGUGUAAUACGAAUAUUCACGAGAAUUUGGCUCAAGUUGUACAUAGACUGUCUGCUACUCCAGAGCUUCUUAGAUUGGUUUAGGAGGAAUUUUAUCCUUGAAGCAUCCAAUUGUUUAAAAAACUUGAUCUUUUUUUGGGGAAUAAAAUAAUCAACCACGUUUAUCUUGUGA
Vitis riparia (riverbank grape) is the source of this 1810-nucleotide messenger RNA. Its product is annotated as transcription factor bHLH18-like. Bases 179 to 1282 code for a protein of 367 amino acids. The transcript has 4 exons. Lineage: Eukaryota; Viridiplantae; Streptophyta; Magnoliopsida; Vitales; Vitaceae. Gene Ontology annotation, molecular function: protein dimerization activity. The record is from RefSeq and is a predicted model, not a curated record.